This is a messenger RNA of Rhagoletis zephyria (snowberry fruit fly), 1237 nucleotides long. RefSeq lists its product as uncharacterized. Lineage: Eukaryota; Metazoa; Arthropoda; Insecta; Diptera; Tephritidae. Gene Ontology annotation, molecular function: transmembrane monodehydroascorbate reductase activity. The record is from RefSeq and is a predicted model, not a curated record.
UAACAAAUUUUUAUCACCAAAAAAUGGAAAAAAUCGUCACUUCCACGGAGCGCCUCGACGCAUCGAUCAGUUCCCAACACAACACCUACGGUAGCACAACGUUAAAAAAUCGCGCUUCACCCACAAAAGAUCAAACCACAUCGGCCGAAAUACACAUCACUACUAACAGAGGAGCUCUCGAUACGUACGACAAAAAUUACGAUCCCAACGAUAGUGACAAUUCAGUUGGGCAUGACUAUAGCAGCAGCGUUGUAGUAAACACUAAAGAACUCGUCUACCAGAGCUUACCAGCUCCGAUCACUACUUAUACGUCAAGUCUCUUUGCCGCUGCCUGUAGUGCUUCCUCAACGUCACGCUUUCAAGCGCCACAUUCCGGUUACGCGCGUUACGGCUACAGCAGAAUGUCAACGUUUAUUGAUGAAACACCUGGACCUAAGAAGUCUGUAUGGCCCUCAACAACCCUGCAGCGCUUCGAAGUUAUCCUCUUUGUACUGAAUCAAAUGUGUAUCGGUUUUGUGACCAUAUUCAUGUCCUGGUUGUGUAUUACAAAUGGACUGCAAAACACGCCGCUUCAUGCGUGGCUGGUAACACUAGGUUACUCGCUGCUGAUGGCCGAAGCCGUGAUGGUCCAUUACAACUCGAAUCCUUUAACAACGAACUUCAAACGUCAUGAAAAACAUACCAUACAUUGGGUGCUGCAACUAGCAGGUGGCGGAUUGGGAAUGGGCGGUACGCUGUAUAAAUGCAUACAGAAGGGUUUUUUACUUCAGAGCACACAUGGAAAACUGGGUUUCGCCACAUUCAUCCUCUGCCUGGUAUCUUGGUUAAGCGGUUUGACUGCACUUUAUCAACUCAAACUUAAAUCUUUUGUCCGUCCUUUAUUCAAUCGAACAAUCCACAACUUGAUUGGGCUAGCCUGCUUCGUACUCGCGCUUAGCACUCAAUAUUAUGGCUAUCAGACGGGUUUCUUUAGAGCUCGGGUAACUUCAGAGAGUUUCCGUGACUGCAUGAAGACCAUUACCCUACUUUCAUUAGUACUGAGUAGUAUUGGACCCCUAAAGGCGUUGCUGCAGAAGGCUCGUACUAUUUUUAGAGACAUCUAAAUAAUUAUCAUUAUGAAUAAAUAUAAUAUUUAUAUUAUUUGUAACGAAUUUUUUUCAUAGCGUAUCGUAAUGGAGUAUGCACUAAAUGUGAUAUUGAAAAUACAUAUAAAAAUAUAUAUUACUUUUGAAUUUUA